GCGUCUUCACGACAAAGAUGACAUGGCGAUCAAAGAUGACGUUUACAUCCCUCUAGUCACGAAAAGAUCCGAUUUAAAGCCAGUGGAGGGCAAACAUUGGACCAGGGCAGAGAGAAAACAGUGGGCAGCAGGUUUAUUUACAGGAUGUGCAGUCCUGUAUGCUUGUCGAACUGUGACUCCAUUAUGUGUGGCAGCCAUGGCCAAAGAAAUGGGGUGGGAUAAAACUCAGUCAGGGUCAGUUCUUUCUUCUUUUUUCUGGGGCUACACAAUGACCCAGUUUCUUGGUGGCUACUUGGCUGACCGAAUUGGAGGAGACGUCAUUUUACCAAUAGUAGCGGUGUUCUGGUCCAUGAUAACAUUCUGGACGCCGCAAUUGGCUCACUUAUCAACAGACAAAUACCUCACCAUUCAGUUCAUUGUAUUAUCUCGAGUUUUUCUUGGCAUGUUUCAAGGUUUCCAUUAUCCCAGUUUUAGCUCCAUUAUAUCCAGGAAAGUUUCUGAGCAGGAGCGAUCCUUCACUUAUAGUUUUAUAUGCUCAGGAUCUCAUUUAGGUACUCUAUUGUGUGGAAGUGUUGGAUCUAUUUUGUUGGAAACAUUUGGUUGGCAGAGUGUGUUUUAUUUUGUUGGGCUGUGUAGUAUAGUGUGGAUGUUGUGUAUGAGGUACCUUGUGAUAGAGAGACACAGGAGGAAGUAUGCUCAGCCCCCAUCUGUCUCAGUCAGUGACAACACGAUACUGGCAGAAAAGUUCCCCGAGAAGAAAGCAGUGCCAUGGCUGAUGCUGUUUGUUAAACCAGCAUUCUGGUCUCUCCUAGUUGGACAUUUUUGUGAAAACAAUGCCUUUUACAUCCUAUUGUCAUGGUUACCCACUUAUUUUCAUGAAAAUUUUCCAGAUGCUAAGGGCUGGGUGUUCAAUGUGGUGCCAUGGGUGGUUACCAUGUUUAGUUCUGUCUUCAGCGGCUGGCUCGCUGACCACAUGUUGUCCAAAGGAUGGAGUGUAACAUUUGUAAGGAAGUUCAUGGAGUCCAUUGCCCUGUGUGGUACAGCCUCAGCACUCGUAUUCCUGUCCUACACCAGUACUUAUGGGUCGGCCCUGGUACUGAUGGCUAUAGCAGUCAUGUGCUGUGGCUUCCACAACAGUGGGAUCCUGGUCAACCCCCAGGACAUCGCUCCCACACACGCUGGCUCCGUCUUUGGUAUCAUGAAUAUGGCAGGUGCUGUUCCUGGCUUUGUGGGGGUGUACAUGGCUGGCCAUAUACUUGAAGCCACCAAGAGCUGGAGUGCAGUAUUUAAUCAGACGGCGGGGGUGUGCAUGUUUGGAUGGCUGGUCUACAUGAUCUUUGGUACAGGAAAGCAAAUUGUUUGAGAUGAAGCUGCCAUCAUGUUCACAUACACUACAAAAUCAUUGAAAUCAUUGGGUCAUAAUAAUAUGUGGUUUGUAUUUAUAAUGUAAUGUAAGAAAGUGAGACUGAGGAAAGAAAAAGAGGGCAAGUUUAGCGCAGUGCUGAUUUCAUUCUUGUACAACUGUGAUAAAUUGAUAAUGUUAAAAAAUAGCUGUUUAAUAUUAUUACAAGAUCUGUGAUUUUUGUGAGAAUGUGUACUUGUAAUAUAUGUCAUACAAACUUAUAUGCAUUUAUUAACUUUAUUUUUUUUAAAAAAGACAAUCUUUUUAGAAACUUAAUGAAAUCAACUUAAUUAAAUCAUAUACUGGUGUUAUGUAUCAGUUAAGUCUUGAGAAUUUAGUGCAAAUUUAAUGAAAGACUUGCAUUAAAUGUGAUACUUAAUUGUGCAGGGUAGUUAAAACUUGUUAAAUAAGCGUUGAAGUAAAAAAGUGAAAAUUAUGAGUAUUGUUGGGUGUUUAUGUUUUCGUGGCCAAGAGUUAGGUACAUUAAAUACAAGUAUUAGCAAAGAUUAUAUAAUUCCUUGAUCUAAAUUACAAGUCUAUACUGUAUAAUAUGCAUGAAUGUGUUUAUCAAAACAUGAUACUGAUUACCUAAUUUAUUUCACAUGAAAAUUGUGUACACUAUCUUGUAAUUCUGUUUGAAAUGUUUGAUAUAUGUAUACCGGUAUGAUACAAUUGUUAUGAGUGCAAUUAUUUGAUUUCUUUUUUUAUUAAUAUUAUUUAAAUAUGUAUAUUAUUAAUUUUUUAAUGUUUAAUAACAUAUAUGUCAUACAUUUAUAUAAUAUAAAACUUGCAUUUUUUGCCCCAAGAUUUAAGAUUUUGGGAGGGUUUUUUUGUGUACUUUUCUGUCCUCAACCUUUCCCCCAAACUUCAGAAUAAUUAUUAUGAGAUAUGGUUUACUGUCAUCAACCAAGUCUGAUCUAUUACCUGUAUAAGAUCUUAGUCACUUUUCAGUUUCCAACUCUGCAAAAUUGUUGUUGUGGGGGGGGGGGGGUAUGUAUUUGAAUUUUAACCUGGUCUAUACAAAAAAUAUUUUGAUCUUGUCUGAUGUUUUGCCUAUGAUUAGCUUCAGUCACAUUAAAAAUUGCUUUUACAAGACAAAGUUGGACUUGCAAAUACAAUUGCUUUACUGUAUUUUGUAAAUGCAAAUGCAAGGGAUUUACUACAUACAUGUAUAAAACUUUAUCUGGAUUUUUUUAUGUCUGUUUCUCAAUCACAAAUACUGCAUUUAAGAGGUACGUCUAGAUGGCUGUGGCCAUUUUUGGGCUAUUUUUACCUCCUUUAGAUGAAGAGCUCUGUAUGAGGAUAUAGGAACCUGUUUAAUUUUGAAAGCUAAAAUAUUCAGAUUUUUCCUUUAUUAAAUAAUAGUUCAAGGCCUAAAAUAUCAUUUUUGAAGUUUUAUGGCAGAUCUGAUGGGGUUUUUGUUUGGUUGUUGACCAUGCAUCUAGCCUCCUUAAUAUACAAUGUUCAAUAAUUCUUCAUUGCUCAAGAUUUUAGUUUCAAAAAGUUUCACCUCAAACCCACUAUGUUUAGGCAGCAAAUAAAGGGUGCAACGAAUCUGUACCUAAUGAUAAGACUUUAGAUUGGAAGGUGGCUGUUUGCUGUUUCAUUUCAUCUUCCAAAGUCAAGGGUUUCUGAUCCGCUUCACUGCUCACAAGUCGCGGAUCAAAAACAAUUGACUUGGGAAAAUGGUUUCAUUUAUGUUUGCAAGUUUCCAGUUCAUCCUUCAGUGUAAAUGUGUAUGAAUAACUGAGGGAAAGAUUCCACUCAUAAAUGUAACUGUGUACAAUGUUGUAAACCGUCCAAAGACCGUCUUAGACGUUAUCAUUACGUAAGGUUUGGGAUUACCAUUGAUAGAAUGGGUUUUACAUGUUUUGGAUUUAUUUAUUGAAUAAAUAGGUAACAAUACAGUAGCGUCGGAAGAAAAUUGAAAAUGGGGUGAGGGGGUGAGACAUAUCAGAAAUCUUUGCAAGAAAAAAAAGGAUCAUAGGUAUGGUUGUCUAACUUUGCAAAAAAACCCAAAAAACAUGGGGGGGGGGGGGGUCCGACGCCUAUGCGAUAUCACAUGACUACGCUUGUGUAGCAUUUUCUUUAUGCCUAAAUUCCUUCAUGUAUAUCAGUGCGGUAUUCUCGGGAAAAAAUGCGGGUUUUCCUGGACAUGGUUAGAAAUCUAAUUGGUAUAUCGGUUCUCUAAAAGAAUUAACAUCUAACGUAGUUAAAUUUUAGCGUCCUUUUAAUCUCUGGAUUUUUUUUCACCCUUUGAAUGUUAUGAAACGUUCUACAUGUAUAUUUCAAAUACGAUUGCAUUUACCUUUUUAAAGGUAUUUAUAUUUUAAUGCUGUAAGAUAACAUUUAGCGAGUUACAGAAAUAUCUUAAUGUCAAACGUCUAUUAAUGUACUUUUUCCUACUCAUUUAAACGUCUUUUUGCUUCAAAGAAAUCUUAUCAAAUGUUUGAACUGUUCUUUUUGUUAUAUGUGAAUUAUUGCGAUCAUGCGUACCGUGUACGAGAAAUAAGGGCGUUAAAGCCCUGCACUAUUUGGAAGGCCAUUGGAACGAGAAUCUUGCCGUAUCUGUACAUGUCUUUGUACUUGUAUCUGGGGAUUCACUAGUACAUGUAUAUGGCAAUUCUGAUUCUGGGUAGUUUUAUUGUUGUUCUAAUAUUAAUGAAAUAAAAAAAUAAAAGGAAUAUCCUAACAA
Messenger RNA from Magallana angulata, 4097 nucleotides. Its product is annotated as solute carrier family 17 member 9-like. Gene Ontology annotation, molecular function: transmembrane transporter activity. Bases 23 to 1363 code for a protein of 446 amino acids. Lineage: Eukaryota; Metazoa; Mollusca; Bivalvia; Ostreida; Ostreidae. The record is from RefSeq and is a predicted model, not a curated record. The transcript is spliced from 12 exons. Gene Ontology annotation, biological process: transmembrane transport.